Molecule: messenger RNA, 381 nt
Organism: Penicillium waksmanii
Lineage: Eukaryota; Fungi; Ascomycota; Eurotiomycetes; Eurotiales; Aspergillaceae
Exons: 3
Coding region: 1-381 (126 amino acids)
Source: RefSeq, a predicted model, not a curated record
AUGGUUCUGGUUCUCGAUGGAGGGAGCGCCUACAUAGCUACGGUGCUCACUAGCCAGGCUGCAUUAGCACCAAAGGUUACGGACAGACUUGAAGAAAUCGUUUCUAAGAAAACAACAUUCGUCACUUGGACGGAUUUCAACGAUGGGGAAGACUUUGGUAUCGCCGAGGUCAAGCGGGCUAUCCGGACACCGAACAAGGAUCCUAAGAUUCUUUACCGCAAGGCUUCUGAGAUGGUGCGCUGGAUUUUGCACGAUUAUUGCCGGGAAAGAACACAAGAAUGCUCUUCCCAGUUAUUAUAUCGUCAUGAGAUCUUCAUCACCCUGAUCAACUGCCCCGAGGAGUACGUCGAGUACGUCUAUCAAGAAUACCUCAUCCAAUGA